Messenger RNA from Haliotis rubra (blacklip abalone), 1275 nucleotides. Its product is annotated as innexin unc-9-like. The coding region runs from base 1 to 1275 and encodes 424 amino acids. Gene Ontology annotation, cellular component: plasma membrane; gap junction. Lineage: Eukaryota; Metazoa; Mollusca; Gastropoda; Lepetellida; Haliotidae. Gene Ontology annotation, molecular function: gap junction channel activity. The record is from RefSeq and is a predicted model, not a curated record. The transcript is spliced from 2 exons.
AUGGCAGGAUUGAGAGCAUGGUUUGGACGUGGAUUAGAUCAGGAUUAUGUCGACUCCAUCAACAGUUUCUGGACAGUCCUUCUAUUGGCCGUGUGUUCUGUGGGAUCAUUCGCCAUGCGUUUCAUCACUACACCCAUCAGUUGUUGGUGCCCUGCUCAAUUCGAACAGUCUCAGUACUCGUACACACAGGAAUCGUGUUUUCUGAAGGGCUUGUAUUAUAUGAAGUCAAUGCCUGAUGAUAAUGACGAUGAAAGACCGGAACCUGUACCUUCCUACCACCUCUGGAUACCACUCAUACUCUUCUUCCAAGCCCUGGCUUUCAAACUACCCAACAUCAUCUGGAACAGCAGCAAGCACUUGCUUACUUUUAAUAUGGAAGAAACCAUGGAGUCCUUGAAAAGUGUACAAUUGACCAAUGCCGAGAAUAGCCAGGUCAUGUUCAGUGAUGCAGCCCGAGUAUUUGGAAGUCUGUUGAGAAGAAACCGAAUCAUUUUGGCUCUUCUGUAUCUAUUUGUGAAACUUCUCUCCUUAAUAGUCAGGCCAUGUUCAGUAUUUGGGAGUCUGUUGAGAAGAAAUCGAAUCCUUCUGGCUCUUCUGUACCUGAUUGUGAAGCUUCUCUCCUCUGUCAAUCUGAUAGUACAGUUUGUAUUCCUAACAAUACACUUCAGACAAUACCUGGCAAUCAGGGUUGGGUCCUAUAUUGGUUUUGAUAUGGACUCCAUCAUGAAUCCAUUGCUUGUAAAAGAUGGUUAUUGCGAUUUUUAUAUAUACCAGGUGCAGAAUUCUCACAGGUAUAGAAUUCAGUGCACCUUGCCAAUCACCGAAAUCUAUGAGAAGAUGUUCGCAUUCUUAUGGUACUGGAUCUUCCUCCUGGCUCUCAUCACCAUCCUUAACCUUGUCCUGUGGGCAGGAUUUCUCUUCCUUCCAUUCCUAAGAAAUGGCAGGAUAGCUGCCCAUGUCAACGCUGCCAAAGGAUCUCGCCCUGAUGAACACUCUAUAACUCGAUUCAUCAGCAAUUUCCUGGGAAUUGAUGGAGUACUUGUCUUGUCCAUGAUCUCCUUGAAUUCCAGCGAGCUGGUUUCAGCGGAGCUCACCCAACAUUUGUACCAAGUGUUUCGGGAAAAGGAAGAGGAAUUUAAUGCUCAGCGAAAUCUCUACACAGGAGAACUGGGAAGAGGUGCUGUCGUACCUGCAGCAUCAGGAACUAAUGCAACUAUACCAAUGACUGACCUCGCCUCUGGUGACCCAAACUUGGAGAAAGUGCCAAUGCUGUAA